AAACUUGACGUAAAUGUGCUGCGCUAUUUGACCAAGGAGGACUUCAGGGUUCUCACGGCAGUGGAGAUGGGGCAAAAGAAUCACGAGAUUGUGCCUUGCUCCCUCAUCGAUAGCAUCGCUGGCCUCAAGCAUGGCGGCACUUUCAAGUGCCUGAAGCACCUGCUGCGCAACAAGCUAGUACAUCACGACAAUAGCAAGUACGACGGCUAUCGGCUGACGUAUCUGGGCUACGACUACCUUGCCAUCAAGGCUCUGGUGAACCGCGGUGCCAUUGCAGGGGUGGGUCGCCAGAUUGGUGUGGGCAAGGAGUCUGACAUCUUUGAAGUGAUGGCACUGAAGCUGCAUCGCCUGGGACGCACAAGUUUCAGCAGGGCGGUGAAGAACAAGCGUGACUACCUGGGGAAGGGCAACCACUUCAGCUGGCUCUAUCUUUCCCGCUUGGCGGCACUCAAAGAGUUUGCAUUCAUGAAAGCGCUGGGAGAGCAUGGUCUUCCCGUGCCAAAGGCAAUUGACAACAACCGGCACGCGGUGCUGAUGUCGCUUCUGGACGCCUACCCGCUCGUUCAGGUGCGCCAACUCAGCAACCCGCGCAAAGUGUACGCGCAUCUCAUGGACAUGCUGAGCAAGCUGGCAGGCCUUGGUCUCGUGCAUUGUGACUACAAUGAGUUCAACCUGCUGGUAAACGACAAAGAAGAGCUCACUCUGAUCGACUUCCCACAAAUGGUAUCGGUCAGCCAUCCAAAUGCACAGGAGCUGUUCGAGCGGGAUGUGGAAUGCAUUGUUCGCUUCUUCAGGUUGGUUGCACUUGUGAUUCCGUUGCGCAACGAUUGCCGCCUGCAUACGUCCCCGGCAACUGCGCACACUGCCUUCAAGCCUCCUGGCUGCAGUAAGAAGCUGGGCUAUGUGCCAGAGCAGGAUGAGGAACUGGAAGUCAUCCGGCCCACCUUUGAGGUAUUGCAUUUCCCAGCUGCACAUGCCUCGCAACAGAAGGAUGAGUUUGCUGGCUGGAUCUCCCACCCGUUUUGCAGGGUGCGGUGGCUGCCGUCUUGGGCAGCGUUGACCAGCAGCUGCGAGCAUCGGGGUUCAAGCGGGAGCACCAAGACCUGCUGGACAGGUGUGGUGCACGGGUGGGUGGGAUGCACCUACCUCGUUCUGGGCCUGGACCUGAUGUACGCGUAA
Chlorella variabilis is the source of this 1179-nucleotide messenger RNA. RefSeq lists its product as hypothetical. Gene Ontology annotation, cellular component: cytosol; preribosome, small subunit precursor; nucleus. The transcript has 11 exons. Gene Ontology annotation, molecular function: ATP binding; protein serine/threonine kinase activity. The record is from RefSeq and is a predicted model, not a curated record. Gene Ontology annotation, biological process: maturation of SSU-rRNA; protein phosphorylation. NCBI's taxonomy places the organism in Eukaryota, Viridiplantae, Chlorophyta, Trebouxiophyceae, Chlorellales, Chlorellaceae. The annotation marks the transcript as partial.